UCCAAAACGCAGACUGAUGAUCCAGCUGCUGAACGCUGACAUGGAUACAACUGCGCCUUUCCACUGAAACGGGACGCAUUCCAGCGUCAACUGUGACACCGUGGGGACGCAAACGGCGACGGGGAAAAAACUUUUCCUUUCCUCCAACGACUGGACCCAUGUAAACUCGCCAUGUCCAAGACUCUGAGGAAGAGGAAGAACCACUGGACCAACAAAGUCCACGAGAGUAUCCUUUGCAGGAAUGAGGAGGGGGAGCUGGGGCUGGAGCUGAAGGGCGGCGCGGAGCGCGGACAGUUCCCGGUCAUCGGCGAGCUUCUCCCGGGCAGAGCCGCGUGCCACAGCGGGAAACUCGUCCAGGAGGACCUGCUGCUGGAAGUCAACGACACCCCGGUGGCUGGACUCACCACCAGGGAUGUCCACGCUGUGGUCAAACACAGCAAAGACCCCGUGCGCCUCAAGUGUGUCAAACAAGGAGGUGUGAUCGAUAAGGACCUCCGCCGGUACCUCAACCUGCGCUUCCAGAAAGGUUCAGUGGAUCACGAGCUGCAGCAGAUCAUCCGGGACAACCUGUACCUCCGGACCGUCCCCUGCACGACUCGGCAGCCCAGGGAGGGAGAAGUCCCAGGCGUGGAUUAUAAUUUUGUGACCGUCGACCGGUUUAUGGAAUUGGAGAAAAGCGGCGCUCUGCUGGAGAGUGGAACAUAUGAAGAGAACUUCUACGGCACCCCGAAGCCUCCAGCUGAGCCCAGCGCUCCGCUGCUAAAUGUAACAGACCAGCUGCUGCCGGGCGCCAGACCCAGCUCCGAGGGCAAGAGGAAGCGGAACAAGUCCGUCAGCAACAUGGAGAGAGCCGGCGUCGAGCCGCCCAGGGAGGAGGAGGACGAGGAGAAGCCCGCCGUCAACGGCAACGGCGUGGCCGUCACCCCAGAGUCAAGCGAGCACGAAGACAAGAGCACAGACGCUUCAGGGGACGUCGGACCUCAGAGUAAACCGGCAGAGGCCCCGGCAGAAGUAGCCCAGGAGGACGGCCAGUCCCCGAAGACGGUGAUCCCCAAACUGGAGGAGAACGACGAGCUAGGACCGCUGCCUGACAACUGGGAGAUGGCUUACACCGAGAAAGGAGAAGUUUACUUCAUCGACCACAACACGAAGACGACGUCGUGGCUCGACCCGAGGCUCGCCAAGAAGGCAAAGCCGCCGGAGGAAUGCAAAGAGGAUGAGCUUCCUUACGGCUGGGAGAAAAUCGAUGACCCCAUUUACGGCAGCUACUACGUCGAUCAUAUAAAUAGAAGAACCCAGUUUGAGAACCCGGUUCUGGAGGCGAAGAGAAGACUCCAGCAGCAGCAGCAGAUGCAAAGUCAGGGUCUGUCCUCACUGCCUCUUCCUGCUAUCUACAGAGCGGAGGAUGCCAGCCCCAGCGCCACCCUGCCCAGACGCCCUCGCGCGCAGGUCGGCCCGGCGCCCGAGCGCUGCCACAGCCUGGGCGACCUGUCCCGCUCCCCGACCACCGGUCGCCGGGUUCCCUCAUACGCCACCUCCUCUUCCGCCGAAGUGUCUCCGCUCCGGAGCGUUCUGACUCGGCGGAUGAACGCGUGCCCUCAUAGGCAGCGGCAUCCGCAGCCCCUUUACGCCUCCGCCUGCACCGUUCUGCUCGAGCAGCCCGUGUGCAGCCCCUAUUCCCUGUGGCACAUCGUCAAGAAGCCCCUGUUCACCCGAGACCCGACUCAGCUAAAAGGCAGCUUCCUGUCCAUGGCACUCCAAAAGAGCAACAUGGGGUUCGGCUUCACCAUCAUCGGCGGGGAUGAGCCUGAUGAGUUCCUCCAGGUCAAAAGCGUUAUUCCUGAUGGACCCGCCGCAGCCGAUGGCAAAAUGGCCACAGGGGACGUCAUCGUCUACAUUAACGACGUCUGCGUUCUGGGAACGACCCACGCUGACGUGGUGAAACUCUUCCAGUCGGUUCCCAUCGGUCAGAGCGUGACGCUCGUGUUGUGUCGCGGCUACCCUUUACCGUAUGACCCAGAGGACGCCUCCAACACCAACAACACCACCACCAUCAUCUCCCCGCUGGGCAUCAUGGAGCAGCGGCCCAUCAUGGUGAACGGCAGAACCAGCUACGAUAACUACCUGGACUACCUGACGCGUACGGCCCGCUUCGUCACGGACCCCGGUCAGGACCACGUCAACUCCCAGCAGCCGCCGCUUCUCACCGCUCACCCGGGCGACACCCACCUGGACGGCUCGCUCCCGGCCACCACCAGCACCACGCCGCCCGACAGCGUCUCCAUGGCGUCUUCUGGGGCAACCCAAGGGGAGCUGCUGACGGUGACGAUGGUGAAGGGCGUGGACGGGUUCGGCUUCACCAUCGCAGACAGUCUGACGGGUCAGCGCGUCAAGCAAGUCCUGGAGCCUCAGGGCUGCCCGGGUCUGUGCGAAGGUGACCUGAUCCUGGAGAUAAACAAGCAGGCAGUGGCCGGAUUCAACCACACGCAGGUGGUGGAGCUGCUGAAGGAGUGUGCAGUGGGGGCAGAGGCCAGCCUGGUGGUGCAGAGAGGGGCCACAGGUCACUAUUCACCCUGGAAGACUCCAAAACAGGUGCUGGAGCAGUGGGAGUUCCAGCAGGGCCAGAACAGCCCCGCUCAGACCAGCCGCUCUGCUCCCAUUGUCUCCCACAGCGCCCCCUUCCCAACACACCAUCUUCACAUGGCCUCGGUCCCGGUCUCGGCCUCCGAGGCCUUGGCACUGGUCAAACCUGACCCCUAUGACCUUUUUGAGAAGUCCAUGGCUAUCUAUGAGAGUAGGCAUCCUGUUCAACCAAGGACGGUUUUUCCUGUGGACUCUACCGGAGCAGAGUACCAGGACAUCGAGGUCCACCUGCGCAGACAGAAGUCUGGGUUUGGCUUUCGGGUGCUGGGCGGAGAUGAGGCCGGGCAGCCUGUGAGUGUGGAUGCACGUGAGAAGAUUCUUAUUGGAGCAAUCAUAGAGAAGAGUCCGGCGGAUCUCGACGGGCGAUUACGACCGGGAGACGAGCUGCUGUUCGUGGACGGGAUCCCAGUGGUGGGGAAGGCGCACAGAUACGUCAUCGACCUGAUGCACGCGGCGGGGCGCAACGGACAAGUCAGCCUGGUCAUCAGGAGGAGGACGCAGGCAGGAGGUGAGUCGUGUCCAGAAAACAGCCGCAGUCCGGGCUCCGCCUCCACGCAGCACAGCUCACCUCAUAGCGACUACAAAUACGCAAACAGCACCAGCCAGGCUCCCAACAGCGGCGCGGGCAACGCCUCCGCUACGUCAGACGGGACGUCUGCCGCCAACGCAAAGCCGAGCGACAUCACGAUCAGCAGGAAAGAGAGCGAAGGCUUCGGCUUCGUCAUCAUCAGCUCGCUCAACCGACCCGAAACGGCUGCAACCAACACUGUGCCCCAUAAAAUCGGCCGGAUCAUCGAGGGCAGCCCGGCCGACCGCAGCGGGAAGCUGAAGGUGGGAGACCGGAUCCUGGCGGUCAACAGCCAGUCCAUCGUCAGCAUGCCGCACGCCGACAUCGUCAAGCUGAUCAAGGACGCCGGCCUGAGUGUCACUCUGAGGAUCAUCCCACAGGAAGAGCUCAGCAACCCUCCGUCGGCGACGGCCUCAGAGAAGCAGAGCCCCAUGGCUCAACAGCACAGCCCAAAGGCCCAGCCCAACGCUGCAGCCUCCCAGUCCAACCCAGCGCCAGCAGAACCUCACCCCUCUGCUGCUCAGCCCAACCCAGCUCCCCAUCACAGCCCUGUGACCCAACUUCCUGUUCCUCCUCCUCAGUCCUACACCCACGACGGCAGUUACAGAUCUGAGGUGAAGGCCAGACAAGACGUAAAACCAGACAUUAGACAGCCUCCUUUCACGGAUUACCGGCAGCCACCAGUGGAUUACCGGCACCCUCCUGUGGCGGACUACAGGCAGCCGCCCACGCUAGACUACAGACAUCCACCGCUGCUGGACUACCGGCCGUUCGCCAUCCCAGACUACAGGAUGCCUCCGGUUCAGCUUUCGCAGGACUUCGACUAUUUCACAGUGGAGCUGGAAAAAAGUGUGAAGGGCUUCGGUUUCAGCAUCCGAGGAGGGCGGGAGUACAAGAUGGACCUGUUUGUCCUACGGCUGGCGGAGGACGGACCGGCCAUCCGCAACGGGAGGAUGAGGGUCGGGGACCAAAUCAUUGAGAUCAAUGGGGAGAGCACCAGAGACAUGACCCACGCCAGGGCCAUCGAGCUCAUCAAGGCCGGGGGCAGACGGGUCCGUCUCCUCCUGAAGAGGGGGACGGGCCAGGUCCCAGAGUACGACAACGCCACCCCUUGGGAUAGUCGCCCUUCAGCCUCCCCAAGCCUGUCGGAAGUAGGCCCUCCCACUGAUGGCCUCUCCAUGCCAACGCCUUCAUCUCAUUUGGCCCCGGCCCACGACCCUCCUCAUUUGCCUCCUGUAGACGCCGCCCGGGACGCCAGCGGGACGGAGCGUUCCAAGAGCCCCCAGAAAGCCGAGCUGCUGCUGAACAGAGACGCCAUGAGUCAGGGGAGGAGAAACGCCAAAAGAGACGGUGGCAGGUCCACCCAUAAGGGACACAGGCUGCAGCAGCACACUACUGACAGAGAUGGGGUCAAGGAGGGACAAGACGGGGAGUCCAAACCUUUGAGGAGCACCAGAGGACGGUCCAAGGAGAGGACUCACUCUCCCGGCGGCUCUAAGAUCCCACACACAAACGGGAACGGCAGGGAAAGCGCAGAACGAAGGGGCAAGAGCACCAGCAGCGCCACCGGAGCGAGGAGGAAGGCCACGGUCUCACCCGGUCCGUGGAAGAUCCCUGGAUCGGACAAGCUGCCCAGCACGCUGCACGCAGGCGCGUCCACGCUCGGCAGAUAACGCCGCCGCAGCAGCAGCUGCAGCGUCCACAUUCGUCCGGACUGAACCACCACCUCCACAUCCUCCGACAGACAAACAUGAAGCGGUGCGGGCUUAUCUGGACCAUGAGUUUUAAAACUUUUAUUUAUACUACUGUAUUUUAAAUUAUUCUGAAGCAUUAUGUUACACCCACCACCUUAAAAACUGGAAAGUCAUCCACUUUAAGAAGAAAGAGCAAUCAGUAGCAGAGCGAGAACUUUCUGAAACCUCUGAACUCCGGAGCUGAGCUGGACAGAAAGCAGGCUUGGAUUUUUUUAUAUAUAAAUAUAUUUACGGUUCAAAUUGUAGUCUAUUUUAUGAAGUGGAAUGUUGACAGGUGACCUAUUAUACUUCCUUGAACCAGUUAGGACAGGUUUAUGGUUUAUACAAAACAUGUUUAUUAAAUUUUUUGCACAAAAUCAUUCUUAAAAAAUGAGAAUCAGCUGUGUUGGGGUCUCUGCCACUUAAAGUCCAAUCCAUGACCCCAACUCAGCGUUUACACUUGCACAUGAAAAUGCCUGCAAACAGAUGCGCAAUUAUACAAAGGUAUGUCUUUGAAAAGCAGAAGCGGAGCCUCCUGCACAACCAACAAGAAUGCAGAAAGUGGUUUCUGCUUUGCAAGUCAACAGCAAAACAUUUGUCUUUUCCAGCCAAGUAGGUUUGUCUGCAGACGAAGCAGGCGUUUCCAAAGGAAGGCGUUUCUCCACUUCAUUGGACCAAAUUAACGUCAUUCAUUUUUUUCUUCUUAAAAUAUUGCUUUAAUCUAGUUUAGUUUCAUGAGCUUGAUGUUGUAACUUGGAGGUAUCUGAAGCAACCACCAAAUGUGAUUUUUUUUGUAAGUUUCUGAAAGAUUUCUGCUGCUGGAACUCUUUAGAAAAGUCUACUUCCAGUCUGCAGAUUAACCCCUCUCUUUUCCAGCAGCCAUUGUACAGCGCAUACAGCAGUAAAAUUAGCUGACCAAACGUGCUGGAACUCCACUUGGGUUGCUAGGUGACGUCGGAACUCUGCUGGGGUUGCUAAGUAACGGGCUUGGCUUCUCUGGGGUCAGUAGGUAAAACGUCUCAUUUUCCAUACCCUGAAAUACAUUAAUUUAUUGUCAAAAAAUGGCUUUUUUAAGCGUUUGGUCUGUCUUCAGAAGCAGUAAAAACCCAAAUAGAAGUAGAAAGUUAGUAAAAAAAAAUCCAAAGAAGUAUAAUGGGUCUCCUUUGUAAGAAGGUUUGUCUGCUUUUUAAGAAGUGAAUGAAGCAAAACGUGACAGCAGAGAUGAAAUCCACUCAUCAGCCGAGCUUUGCCUUAACAGAGAGCGCUCAAAACUAAUCUAUCACAUGAUGAAAGAGAUACUAUAUAAAAAAUAUUAAACAGUUUGUAAAUGAGACCAUCUUCAUAGUGAAGAAUCUUAUAAGAAAACCGAUGAGAGUUCAAGCAAAGCUUCUUGGGGUUUCCUCUGCGAUCGUCUGUUUCUGUUCUGUACGAUUGUCUCGUUUAUCCAUUUUUAAUCGUCAUUCUUGUGCUUAAGAAGAAAAAAACAAAAGAAAGCAAUGUGUGACGACGGUGUUCGUUCAAACGCUGAGAGAUGAAUGACGGUGACAGAGAAGCGUGCCUUAGACUGACUCAGAGUCUGGCUGCUAUAAAAACACCAACUUCACUGAAAUUUAUUAGAAACUGUAUUUUUAAAUGUGAUGUAUAAUGAAGUAUAUAAUUUAUUCCACAAGUAUAAUUAUGAACCCAUUUGUUGGGGUCUUUUGUUUGAGCAAAUGGUUCACUUUGGGUCAUCUCUGAUUUGCGAAUCAGAUCCAACACGAUUAUUUUCAAUAAAAAAAACCCACUUAGUCGUGUAAUCAAAUGUCAGCACCUUUUAACUCAAUUAGUAAGCCUGUUAGUGAAUUUGCUACAAGGCGUUAGGGCCCUUGAUUUGUAUUGGAUGUUACUGAGGCUUCAUGAUUGUGUUCUGUUGUUGCACUGUGUGAUGUGAGGAGACAAAUAUCUGUGCCAAAGCUCAUUUUAAGCUGACUUUUUCUUUUUAAGCUAUCAGUUCUGGUCAGUUGCUUACAUUGCUAAUGGGCAUGAAUUGUAGUAAUAUUACAAAUCCAUUACUGAUUUUAAAUGUUCAACAUUCAUGGAUUCGCCUUUUAUUAUAUUUUUUGUGUAAACCUUAAGUUUGCCUUUAGGUAUAUAUUUGUUGAUAAAUUUUCAAACUUGAUACUGGGUUAGAUUUAGGACCAAAAUUGCGACAUUUGUUACAUUUUCAGCUGCUUUGGACUGCUUUCACAUUGGAUUUAAAACAAAUCAUGCAGCGCCUCCACACCUGUGGGGGCGCUGCACCAAGAACCACCAAAGGAAAUUACACAAAAAUCUCAGAAGAAGACUUUUUUGGGGGGGUCAGAUUUUAGUGUUUGUAGUAUUUCACUUUUGUCUUCGGUAGAAGAUUACAAGCAAUUUCUCUUGCUAGCGCUAGAUACGCCUGUUUGUUUUGGUUUGUAUUUACCCAGAAUUCCCUGAUUUUGAAGCAGUUUCCAGUCCACUUGCACUCGAAACACACCAGGGUUCUCAAAGCUUAGUUUUUUAGGUGAACCAGCUUGUUUUUUGAUCCAUCUCAAUUUCUCAAUAAUUUCCCAUUAUGCAGAUCUUAAAUUUCACGCAGAAUGGUAUUAAAUAGUCUUCAAUUUGAGUUGGUGAAACCUGCACGAACCAUGUUUGUGCCCAUAAUGAGAGUAAGUAAAUUUACACACUUGAUAGUCCGGUAGACUCUGUUAAAUUUGGGACCCAAAUUGCAACACUUUUCAUUUUGCGCUGGUGCGAUUUGCUUUCACACUGCACUGUUUAUAACAAACCAAACCUUUUUUUAAAAACUGUUCCCCUCCUCACCUGUGGGGGCGCUGCACCAAGAACCACCAAAGGAAAUUACACAAGGCAAAACUUUAUUGCUUACAUAAAAAAAACAACAACAAAAAGAAAUGUAAACAAAAAUGGAGUGGGGUCAAAUUUUUGUGUUUGUAGCAUUUUACUGUUGUUUUUGGUAAAAGACUACAAGCUAUUUCUUUUGCUAGUGCUAGAGACCCACAUUUGUUUUGGUUUUAUUUACCCAGAAUGCCCAGGUUUAUAGUGCACUUCCUGAUUUUGAAGCUGUUGCCAGUCUGUUUUUAUCCACAUAUGUAUUCAAACCACACCAGAGUUCCUUCCAACCCAAUCAAAACCUAGAUUUUUAGGCAAACCAUGGUUCGCAUUUCUGCUCCACAACAGAGUUUCUCAAUAAUAUCCUGUGAUACAGAUCUUGAAUUUCAUUCAUAAAGUCUUCAAUUUGAGUUGGUUAAACAUGCAGAUAUCCUGUUUAUGCCCAUAGCAAGUGUAUGUAAACGUCUGACCAGUAGAGUAUUUGGACACAUGGGGCCAGUGAAUUGCAGAUAAAACUGUGUUAGCAAUAGAGGGUGGGAGGGACAUGCUCCAGAUAACCUGGGUCAGGAUCUAAUCUUAGACUGCCGCAACAAGAAGAGAGCAAGAAGUUCAUUCCUGCACACCUGCAGACUCCGGUGCCAAAACGAGCUCAGCAGUUUCUGUUUUAAUUCACGUUAAUAACAAAAAAAGAAGUUUGAGGACAAAGUUUCCAAAAGAAAAAAAUAGCAAAAAUCAUAUAUAUAUAUUUAAAAAGUAUAAUACCAAAACAAAAAAACUGCAUUAUUGAUUUAGAUUUUGCAAGUUAGUGUUAAGUAACUUGCGCAGCAGCAGUUUCAGGUCCCAUAACUGCGUAAAAAUAAAAAUUGGGGUGAAGUGAAAACUGAGGAUAAAACAGGAAAGUUCACGUCACCAGUUUGGCAGUUUUUAAGAUAUUUAGAAUAAAAAAACAUCUGAUCAAUGAUUAUCGAUAUUUGCUGAUAUGAAUUGCUUAUAUCGUCCAGCCAGCCCUAGUUCCUUUGUGUAUCUAAUGAGUGCAGCUAAUGUCAAGCAGAAGAAAAACACCAAACCUCUUUUUCUAUUUUACUUUUUAGGCUUUACUUCAUUGAUGUUUUGACAGUAAAUAACUCAAAGCAUAAAUCCACUUUUUAAGCAAAUUCGUUUUCUAUCAUCUGUGCCGAGAAAUCCAGCAUUAAAGUUUCCUUCCUCUGCUUGGCUAAAGGAAGCGCUCAGAGCUUUUAAAAGAGCAAAGGGAGACAAGGACUCAUUAUGUUUGCCGCUGUAAUCCGUAAUUACACAAGGACUAAGCUGACUGAUUGUAAAACAGAAUCCAGCACAGAGGAGGAGGAGGAGAAAAUCAUCAGCUCGGCUCUUCGGCCUGGACGUAAACAUUGUGCGGGAAUGUUUUUUCUCUCAUGAAAUCACAUGAGUUUGACACAGAAGCUGAAACUUUUGCACAAGUCGCUGCUUUCCUUCUCCGUGGAGCCAAACUGUGAGCAGAAGUCGGAGGAUGUUUCGUUUGAUGAUGCGUUUCCCCCACAGCACCCGAGCAGCUCUGUAUCACUGUGUGGUUUGUUAGCAGUGUGUAGACCCCGAACAAAUAGCUCUAUGUAGAAGAAGUGUAUCUAUUGAUGGUCACAGAGACUGUAACAAGUGAGCAACUAUUUUUAUUAAAAUGCAACACUAUGAAUAUAUUAACUUUUGCAAAAAAAAAACUUGUUUACUUGUAUCAUAUUCUGAGAUGCUGUCAAAAUAAAAUUCUUGACACACGAACAAUUCA
Molecule: messenger RNA, 9571 nt
Organism: Poeciliopsis prolifica (blackstripe livebearer)
Lineage: Eukaryota; Metazoa; Chordata; Actinopteri; Cyprinodontiformes; Poeciliidae
Gene: magi2a
Product: membrane associated guanylate kinase, WW and PDZ domain containing 2a
Exons: 23
Coding region: 172-4884 (1570 amino acids)
Biological process (GO): signal transduction; receptor clustering
Cellular component (GO): cytoplasm; dendrite
Molecular function (GO): SMAD binding; type II activin receptor binding; signaling receptor complex adaptor activity
Source: RefSeq, a predicted model, not a curated record